AUGCAGCAAAGUAUUCAGACACGGCCGGGUGGUGUACAACCUGCAACCCACAAACUCCCUCAGCAGCAGAGCGCGCAGCUCAGCGUGCGCCCUCGGCCCGUCGAGGUCCGGUGCCAUCCCGACUCCAUUGAGGUGGUGGUGCAGGCUGACAUGUUUGAUACAGGCCUCCGGGUGGACGGAAGGUAUCUGCGGUUGGGCACGGAACCGGUGAACUGGGGGAGUGAAUGCGCAGCUGUGUCGUCAGGAGAGGCAGAGUUCACCAUCCAGGCCCAGCUGAUGGACUGUGGGACCAAACUCUCUUCGACAGAGGAGAAGAUAAUCUAUUCUAAUGUUCUGGUCUACUCACCUGAACUUUCGUCUAAUGAUUUGCUUAGACUGGAUGGAGCCUCUGUUCCGAUUGAAUGCCAUUAUGAAAAGAAGUACUCCGUGGAUGGCGUGUCCCUGCAUCCCACCUGGAUUCCUUUUGUCUCCAGGACAGCAGCAGACAAUCAGAUAGACUUCAGUCUGCUGCUCAUGACUGAUGAUUGGCAGUUUGAGAGGGGAUCUCCUACGUACUUCCUGGGUGACCCCAUUCAUUUCGAAGUCUCGGCCAUUCUUGGUAACCACAUGCCCCUGCGAGUGUUUGUUGACCGUUGUGUUGCCACAGCAACUCCUGAUGCAGAGGCAGCUGUAAGAUACGACUUCAUUGAGCAUCAUGGAUGUCUUGCUGAUGCUUACCUGACCAACUCCAACUCGCGCUUCCUGCCAAGAGUUGAGGAGCACAAGCUGAGAUUCCAGCUUGAAGCCUUCAGGUUCUAUGAAGAACCCAGCAAUAAGGUCUAUAUAACCUGCUACGUGAAGGCCGUCCCAGUCAAGGUGGCUGUCAGCUCCCAUAACAGAGCCUGCUCUUUGAUUGACAACAGAUGGCGGUCGAUCGAUGGGAACGACCAGGCCUGCAGAAGCUGUGAUGUCUCCCAUCGGAAUGAGGAGCCUCCGUCCACGCCUCCUCCUACAACUACCAGGAGCACCAGAGCAUGGCCAACCACCGCUGCCCGGGAAAGUUUAGAUCAGAACGGAGCCGAACAUCUUCCAGCCACGUACAUCCGUUUCCGUCCGGGAAUGCACCAGAGCCGACUGGGUAAAUUAAUAAAGAGAGGAGCGGACCACGAAGCAGAUCAAAUUGUCCAACUGGGUCCCCUUACUGUGCUGCCCUCCGGUAAACUUCUCACAAGGACAGACGUUUCCAAAAAAUUACUUUCUCCAAAGAACAAGACGUCCUUAUCCUGGAAUAAGGUGACUGGAGAGUGGCGAGGAUAGAAAAAAUAGAAAACCUCACUGCUGCCACAUACAGAACAAACACGUUUUGGACACAAUAGACAACCCUGUGAAUGCAGAGAUUAACCUCGUCAUUCAAAUCCCAUCUCACCUGAAAUAAGUGUUUUUUCCCAUUAACAUUGUCAACCAUCUUCAAUGGAACAAUAUUAAUCAUUUUCCAUUCACUCCAAAAUAAAUUUGUCGCGGUUUAGUUCUUGCAUUUUCUGUACAAAUGGCAAAUCUCUCUUCCAGUAAAUAUUUUACUACAUUAAAC
Molecule: messenger RNA, 1567 nt
Organism: Stegastes partitus (bicolor damselfish)
Lineage: Eukaryota; Metazoa; Chordata; Actinopteri; Pomacentridae
Product: zona pellucida sperm-binding protein 3-like
Biological process (GO): positive regulation of acrosome reaction; binding of sperm to zona pellucida; egg coat formation
Cellular component (GO): extracellular matrix
Molecular function (GO): acrosin binding
Source: RefSeq, a predicted model, not a curated record